Molecule: messenger RNA, 3354 nt
Organism: Parnassius mnemosyne (clouded apollo)
Lineage: Eukaryota; Metazoa; Arthropoda; Insecta; Lepidoptera; Papilionidae
Source: the annotation of a GenBank genome assembly
AUGUCGAAAAAGAAAUUUAGGAGAAACUGUCCACGGCAGUCAUCCAAGUAUGAAGUCAGUAGGCACAGAGGACAGUCAAGAAGUAAAUCACCAGCUCACAGAGGUGGAGAUAAACAUUGUAAAUCAAAGUCUCCUGCAAAAUCUAGACAUAGAUCUUCUAGUAAAGAACACAAAAAGACUAAAAGAGAUUCAUCUAAACAUAAAAAGAGUAAAAAGAAAAAAAAGAAGCACAGCAGUUCAUCCAGCAGCAGUAGUAGCAGUAGUGAUAGUGAUGAGGAAGAACUUAAGCUGUUGCAGAGGUUAGAGGCAGAAAGGUUAAGGCUAAAAGAAGAAAAAAGGAAGCAAAAAGAGCUACUGAAGGCUAAUGAAACUCCUGAGGAAAAAAGAGCUCGGCGCUUACGAGAAAAACAAGAAAAGGAGCGAAAAAGGCGGGAGCGCAUGGGCUGGGACACUGAGUACCAAUGCUACACCAACCAAGAUAAUCCAUUUGGGGACUCUGCACUCACACAUACCUUUGUAUGGACAAAGAAACUUGCAAAAGAAGGAGUCAAAAAUGUGUCAAGGGAUGAAUUAGAGGCAUUGAAUAGACAGAAGCAGAUGGAGAAUAAAAUUGAAUUAGAAAAGGUGAAGCAGCGGCGGCUGGAGCGCGAGGCGGAGCGAGCGGAACGCGAAGCGGAAGCGGCAGCGGCGGCGCGCGCGCGUGAGGCGGCGCAGUUCAGCAGCUGGGCGCGCCACGAGGACGCCUUCCACCUGCACCAGGCGCGCCUGCGCACGCAGAUACGCAUUCGCGACGGACGCGCAAAACCUAUCGAUCUGUUGGCGUGGUACGUCAGCUCGGAGGAGUGCGUGGACGCAUUAGAAAUGCACGAGCCCUAUACAUAUCUGAACGGACUGCAGAUGCAGGACCUUGAAGACUUGCUUGAAGAUAUUAAGGUGUACAAGGAGCUGGAGAGCGAGGCCAACCAGCCGUACUGGCAGGACGUGCAAACCAUCGUGCUGGACGAGCUCAGCAAGCUGCGGCGCCUGGCCGCGCCCGACGCGCGCCGCGACGGCGUGCACCGCGCCGUGGCCGACGACGUCACGCAGAUUUUCAAAGGCAAGACCGGCGCGCAACUGGAGGCAUUGCAAACACAGAUAGAACAGAAAAUCAGCGGCCGCCACGACGGUGUUGACGUCGGCUACUGGGAGAGUUUGCUCAGUCAGCUUAAAGCGCACAUGGCGCGGGCACGGCUGCGGGACCGGCACCAGCACAACCUGCGCCGCAAGUUGCAGCUGCUCAAGCGCGAGCAGGGCGUGCAACCGGACGGGCAGCUGGACCCGCAACAAUCUCAGUCACCUGAGCCGAAAACGCCAACUAAAGAGGAGGCCGAACAAUCACAACCAGAAGCAGAAACUUCGGAUUGGGAAUGCGAGGAAGGUCGAACGGCUUGCGUGGCGCUAUACGAAAACGGGAAUUACUCGCCAGAACUGCUGUCUCCCUCUGCGUUGGAGCCCGCUACAAUACUAACGGCACCGGAGCAUGAUCAACAGCGUCUGGCGUAUCUACGGGCACGUCUCCAUCAUGCCAAGAGACCAACUGACCUCGAAAUAGUUGGUGCGGGAGUUAGCGAGGCGAGCAGUGCGGGGGCGGGGGCGCCCGGCGACGCGCUGCAGCUGGCCGCGGCGCGCUCCAUGGGCCCGGCGGCCGGCAGCGCGCAGUUCAGCGUGGAGCAGCCGCUGCCCGAGCAGCCGUGCCUGUGGGCCGACAAGUACCGGCCCCGCAAGCCGCGCUACUUCAACAGGUCUCCACUCCUGCACAACAUCUGUACAUCUGUACAUCUGCAGCUGCAGCUGGCCGCGGCGCGCUCCAUGGGCCCGGCGGCCGGCAGCGCGCAGUUCAGCGUGGAGCAGCCGCUGCCCGAGCAGCCGUGCCUGUGGGCCGACAAGUACCGGCCCCGCAAGCCGCGCUACUUCAACAGGUCUCCACUCCUGCACAACAUCUGUACAUCUGUACAUCUGCAGCUGCAGCUGGCCGCGGCGCGCUCCAUGGGCCCGGCGGCCGGCAGCGCGCAGUUCAGCGUGGAGCAGCCGCUGCCCGAGCAGCCGUGCCUGUGGGCCGACAAGUACCGGCCCCGCAAGCCGCGCUACUUCAACAGGUCUCCACUCCUGCACAACAUCUGUACAUCUGUACAUCUGCAGCUGCAGCUGGCCGCGGCGCGCUCCAUGGGCCCGGCGGCCGGCAGCGCGCAGUUCAGCGUGGAGCAGCCGCUGCCCGAGCAGCCGUGCCUGUGGGCCGACAAGUACCGGCCCCGCAAGCCGCGCUACUUCAACAGGUCUCCACUCCUGCACAACAUCUGUACAUCUGUACAUCUGCAGCUGCAGCUGGCCGCGGCGCGCUCCAUGGGCCCGGCGGCCGGCAGCGCGCAGUUCAGCGUGGAGCAGCCGCUGCCCGAGCAGCCGUGCCUGUGGGCCGACAAGUACCGGCCCCGCAAGCCGCGCUACUUCAACAGGUCUCCACUCCUGCACAACAUCUGUACAUCUGUACAUCUGCAGCUGCAGCUGGCCGCGGCGCGCUCCAUGGGCCCGGCGGCCGGCAGCGCGCAGUUCAGCGUGGAGCAGCCGCUGCCCGAGCAGCCGUGCCUGUGGGCCGACAAGUACCGGCCCCGCAAGCCGCGCUACUUCAACAGGUCUCCACUCCUGCACAACAUCUGUACAUCUGUACAUCUGCAGCUGCAGCUGGCCGCGGCGCGCUCCAUGGGCCCGGCGGCCGGCAGCGCGCAGUUCAGCGUGGAGCAGCCGCUGCCCGAGCAGCCGUGCCUGUGGGCCGACAAGUACCGGCCCCGCAAGCCGCGCUACUUCAACAGGUCUCCACUCCUGCACAACAUCUGUACAUCUGUACAUCUGCAGCUGCAGCUGGCCGCGGCGCGCUCCAUGGGCCCGGCGGCCGGCAGCGCGCAGUUCAGCGUGGAGCAGCCGCUGCCCGAGCAGCCGUGCCUGUGGGCCGACAAGUACCGGCCCCGCAAGCCGCGCUACUUCAACAGAGUGCACACGGGCUUCGAGUGGAACAAGUACAAUCAGACUCACUACGACAUGGACAACCCGCCGCCCAAGAUCGUGCAGGGCUACAAGUUCAACAUCUUCUACCCGGAUCUCAUCGACAAGAACUCUACGCCAGAGUUCUCGCUCAAGCCGUGCGCAGACAACCCGGAGUUCGCGGUGCUGCGGUUCCACGCGGGCCCGCCCUACGAGGACAUCGCUUUCAAGAUCGUCAGCCGCGAGUGGGAGUACUCGUACAAGCGCGGCUUCCGCUGCCACUUCCACAACAACAUCUUCCAGCUCUGGUUUCACUUCAAGCGUUACCGUUACCGCCGCUGA